Messenger RNA from Rhinocladiella mackenziei CBS 650.93, 507 nucleotides. RefSeq lists its product as uncharacterized. The transcript has 2 exons. Bases 1 to 507 code for a protein of 168 amino acids. The record is from RefSeq and is a predicted model, not a curated record. NCBI's taxonomy places the organism in Eukaryota, Fungi, Ascomycota, Eurotiomycetes, Chaetothyriales, Herpotrichiellaceae.
AUGAGUUCGUACGGGCUCGAUCUCCAGCACCUUUACUCCAACACGAUCAACCUGGACAUACCAAUAUCUCGUGCCAUCAGGGACCAAGCCGACCAUCGCUUCAGACGAUUCGGCCAGACCCGUCAAGUCGUCUCAUGGAACUUGUCCAUGAAAGGCACCGCGAAUGACCGACGACUUGUUAACAACUUGGGAAAGGCUAUUCCCCAUGUUGCAUCGGAGUUAAAUGGCUCCAUCUUUGAUAUCCAGUCCGGAGUGGAAGAAGGUGAACCCUUCAGCAUUGGUGAAUGGAUCAUCUACAAUGGGGAGCUCAUGAAACCUGAUGGUCCAAGUACUGUUGUGGAAGCUGGGGACGAUCCACCGCGAAUCCUCGAACCAAGGAGGUCAUCGAACAAAUUCUUUACGAAGAAGAAGGUCGGCGGGCUGACUCAAGCCGCCUCCACGAUUCUGCACCACAUCAACUUUCGAUGGUAUCGGCCACCAUUCUUUCAACCAAUCACUGCUCUAUGA